Molecule: messenger RNA, 4207 nt
Organism: Bombyx mandarina (wild silkworm)
Lineage: Eukaryota; Metazoa; Arthropoda; Insecta; Lepidoptera; Bombycidae
Source: RefSeq, a predicted model, not a curated record
AUAUGCGACCUAAUGUCGAUUCUCAUAACAUUAAUCUUUGCUGACCACUCUACGAAACAUACUCUAUGACUCCCCCGCCAUAUUGUCUACGACGUACAAGUUACGCGCUAGUAAAAACUGUAUGUUUGUGAUUAACAAAAUAAAAAUGUAAGCCCGAUCGUAACGUUUGUCAUUUAUAAAGAACCCAAACAUUACAUGGUGUCAGAAUGGCAACAAAUAACAACGAAGCAGUCUCCGGUAUUAAACCACCCGGAUACUUGCACAUCGAGUCGGACAACAAGUCGGCAAAUUGGAAAAAAUGGCGUCAACAGUUCGAAUGGUAUGCAACCGCAAUUCAGCUAGGAAAGAAACCUGCCGAUAUUCAAGCUGCAACAUUCAUGUCAAUCAUAGGACCAGAUGCAAUUGACAUCUACAACAGUUUUAAUUUGAAUACAAUAGAUGAACAAAAAUUAAGCAUCAUUAUCGGAAAGUUCGAAGAAUAUUUCGCGCCGAAAAACAACAUAUCGUUCGAAAGGUACGUUUUCUUCAAAAUUGAACAACAUGAAAACGAAUCGUUUAACGAAUUCAUCACUAGAAUUAAAACACAAGCAAACAAAUGCGAGUUUGGCACUCUACUUGAAGAAAUGCUGAAAGACAAGAUUGUAUUCGGAAUAAAAUCAACCCAAAUCAGAGAAAAAUUACUCACCGAAGAAAAACUUGAUCUCACAAAAGCCACAGCCAUCUGUAAAAGCAGUGAACAAGCCUCCAAACAACUUAACGAGUUUGAGAAUAACAACAAGAGUGAAAAAAUACUGACAAUCAAAAGUAAGAACUUCAGAAAUGAAAAAUUUGACUGUAAAAGAUGUGGUUCAAACCACAAGGCUAGAGAAUGCCAAGCCUACAACAAAUUAUGUACAAAGUGUAACAAGGCCGGUCAUUUUGCAAAAAUGUGUCGUUCCCAAAUCCAAUUGAAACAAAAAAAUAAAAUAAAUACUCUAGAAGAAAAUUCUACUUCAGAAAAUUCAGAUGAAUCAUUUAUAGGACAAUUAAGUGUCGGCAACUCCAAAGACUGGACAGAAAGUGUCGAAACUGCCAACACCAAAUUCACAGCAAAACUUGAUACUGGUGCAGAGUGCAACGUCCUUCCAAAUUUCAUAGUACAGAAAACUCAUGCUUGUAUACAACCAAGUCGCACUAAAAAUUUAAUAAGUUAUUCAAAUAACAGAAUUUCAGUACUUGGAGAAGUAAAAUUACAAUGCAAAAUAAAAAAGAAAACUGCUAAAAUAUUAUUUAAAGUUGUAGCUGAAAGAGUCACACCAGUCUUAGGACUAAACACUUGUGAGAAGCUGGGACUAAUUGCUCGAGUUGAAACAUUGAAAGAAAGCUCAUCCAAUGAUGAUUUUGAGUAUGAUAUUGACCUCAUAGAAAACCCCAAAUUUGAAAUAAAACCAACAAGAAAAGUUCCACAUGCCAUAAGAAAUGAAGUAAAACAAGAAUUAGAUAGAAUGGUAAAACUGGAUGUCAUCACACCUGAAACAGAACCGACACCAGUAGUAAGUCCGAUGGUGGUAGUCAGACAAAAAGGAAAAUUGAGAAUAUGCAUCGACCCAUCGGAUGUGAACAAAAAUAUUUUAAGAAGACAUUUCCCACUUGCAACAAUAGAAGAGAUAGCAGCAGACAUCAAAGGAUCAGAAUACUGUUCCCUACUAGACUGCACCAAAGGAUUUUGGCAAAUUAAAUUAUCAAAAAGAACACAAAAGAUACUGACAUUUUCUACACCAUGGGGAAGAUAUUCAUUCAAAAGACUUCCAUUCGGACUAUCGUCAGCCCCUGAAAUUUUUCAAGAAAUCUUGACUAAUCUUCUCAGCAAAUUCAAAAAUGUAAAAGUAUCAAUCGAUGAUAUCUUUAUUCAUGCCAAAAAGAAGGAAGAGCUACAGAAAACGGUCAAAGAAGUAAUAGAGACAUUGAAAAUUUCUGGCUUCAAACUCAAUCAAAGCAAAUGCAUCUUUGAAGCCAAAAGAAUAAAAUUUUUGGGUCAUAUAGUCUCAGCCAAAGGUUUAGAAGCAGAUCCUGAAAAAGUAAAAGCCAUAGAAUUUAUGAAAACACCACAGAACAAAAAAGAACUGCAAAGGAUACUAGGAAUGAUAACAUAUUUAAAUAAAUACAUUCCCAACAUGUCAGAAUUAACAAACCCUUUGAGAGACCUACUUCACAAGGACACAAGUUUCAACUGGGAAUUCUAUCAUGAUGAAGCACUCAACAAAAUUAAAAAAGUCUUACAGAAUCCACCAGUGCUAAAACUAUAUGAUGUAAACAAACCAGUCACACUAAGCGUGGAUGCAAGCUCAAAGAAUCUUGGUGCAGCACUUCUUCAGGAAGGCCAACCAGUAGCUUAUGGAGCCAGAACAUUGACUAAAUCCGAACAAAAUUAUCCUCAAAUUGAAAAGGAAGCACUUGCUAUACUAUUUGGGUGCAAAAAGUUCCAUGAGUAUGUCUAUGGCAAAGAGUUAUUAGUCGAAUCAGAUCACAAGCCGCUCGAGACAAUAUUCAGAAAAAACAUUCAGUCAGCCCCAGCUAGACUUCAACGUAUAAUGCUCAACCUAACACCGUAUUCACCAAAAAUUACAUUUAAAAAAGGCACAGAAAUACCACAUGACUAUCAGGAAGAAGACCUGAAGAUCUCAAUAAUAUUACCAACAACAUUUGACUACACAGAAGAGUUGAUCAAAGCAACAAAAGAAGACCCCCACCUGCAACUCUUGUUAAAAACAAUAAUGAAAGGGUUCCCAGAAAAGGCUGAUCAACUCCCUACAGAACUGCAUCACUACUUCAAUUUCAAAGAAGAACUAACAUACUUCAAAGGUCUAAUUUUCAAAGGUCACAAAAUUGUAGUGCCCAAAACACAAAUACCUCAGAUGCUAAAAUACAUACACCAAGGUCACCUUGGAAUUCAGAGUUGCUUGAAAAGAGCACACCAAUUACUCUAUUGGAGAGGACAAUAUGAAGACAUUGUGAAACUGGUUAGAAGCUGCUCAGCAUGUGAAAAAACACAAAAGGACAAUACCAACUAUACCGUAGCAGUCAAAAGAAUCCCAUCUCUCCCAUGGCAGAUUGUGGCAUCUGAUUUAUUUGAACUAAAAGGAAAACAGUAUAUUGUAAUCUGUGACAGCUAUUCAGGAUACUUAGACUUUCAGUCACUUAAGAGCUCAUCGUCAACUGAAGUGAUUAAUCACUUAAAACAAUGGUUCUCUACACAUGGAAUACCUGAAGUACUUGAAUCAGACAACGGUCCACAGUACAUGUCCAGAGAAUUCAAAGAUUUCCAGAAAGAAUGGCGUUUCAAGCACUCAACAUCCAGUCCUCACCACCCCCAAGGCAAUGGCUUAGCCGAAAGAGCUGUCCAAACUGCAAAAAACCUACUAAGGAAAUGCAGUAUUGAUAAAUCGGAUAUCCAACUUGCUCUAUUAAAUUGGAGAAAUACACCAAGAACAAACAAUCUAGGGUCUCCUAAUCAACGCCUCUACAGUAGAAUAACACGAUCAUUAAUACCUACAAGUGAAAAUAAUCUUAAACCAAAGAUAGUUCAAGGGGUCACAUCUGAACUAAAGUACCUACGAAACAAACAAGCCAACCAUAGCAACAAGCAACGUAAGGAGCCAACCAAUUAUGAACUCGACGACAGAAGCAGACACAAAGUCGGUCAUCGUCAAUGGGAAGGAGCGAGAGUGAUAGAAAAACCUAAUAAUCACCCGAGAUCCAUUAUUAUUAAAACUGACAAAGGACAAAUAUUCAGAAGAAACAUUGGACACAUACACAAUACACUAUCAGACCUAUCAAUUGGCAGCAAAGAAGCGGUUCCGGAAACUGUAUAUCCUGACGACUUACCACAUGCCCAAUCGGACAAACAACCGGAGCUACCUGCAGCAGCUACUACAUCUCAAGAACAAACAACUACAUCACCAAGGAUUAAUUGCAAAAGCAGCGCUUCAGAAGCACCCGUCAUAACUAGCAGUGAUCAACCGACUACAAGAUGUUCAAGAUUCGGAAGAACCAUCAAAACAGUCGACAGACUAGAUCUAUAGCUCAGCACAGUCAAUGUAAUCAAAUCGUCUUCUCUAAAGAAGGGAAGAUGUAACGUAUAUGCGACCUAAUGUCGAUUCUCAUAAUAUUAAUCUUUGCUGACCACUCUACGAAACAUACUCUAUGACUGCCCCGCCAUAUAUAACUC